Mixia osmundae IAM 14324 is the source of this 492-nucleotide messenger RNA. RefSeq lists its product as uncharacterized. Lineage: Eukaryota; Fungi; Basidiomycota; Mixiomycetes; Mixiales; Mixiaceae. The transcript is spliced from 4 exons. The record is from RefSeq and is a predicted model, not a curated record. Bases 1 to 492 code for a protein of 163 amino acids.
AUGCUUUUCGCAAACAUCAUCUCAGCUGUCGGUCUCGCCGCUAGCCUUGUCGGGGGUUCGCCCAUCCUUGCGACUCGUGACACAGCCGUUCCUACAGCAUCAACAGCAAUCGAACGGGGCUUGACGACCCACCCCAGUUUGCCUGCUGAGCACGACUGGGCUCUGACUUUCUCAAGCCCGGGCAACGAUGCAUGGACUCUCUACUUCAGUCUUGCUUGGGACCCCGCCACAAAGUCGUACAACAAACUCAACUACUUCCUGCCCAGCCAUGGCGGUGCAGCUCACUACAGAGGAUCUGGCUUCAACCAGCAGACGCCAGAGAGCACGUGGACCUUCGAGCGGGGCAACAUCUACGCAAUCACACUCGUUGUACGCUACGCGCAAGAUGACGGUACGGUGGUCAAAUAUUCAGUCAUCUCGGGCGGCUUUAAUGGCGAAGAUUUCAACCACACCGAUCUAACGAUCGACGGCGUAGUAAUUUCCAAGCUCUGA